AUGAGGUCUCUUCUGACUCUCACAUUGGCCACGGCUAGUUCAGCUUUCGUCCUCCCAGAGUCGCUCAAUAUUUUUAAUGAUUUCAAAGACGAUCUCAAGGAAACUCUAGAGGACAUUCCAAAGCGUCUCCGCAAGUCUCUUGAUGAAGCGACCGAUCAGCUCUCCACUGAGAUCUCUUCCGCCAUUCACAGCAAGCUUCAAGAUGAAGAUGCUUUCUUCCACGACUUCGUCGACAACGAUGUCACCAGCAGCGACGAGCCCCUGUCUGUCUUUGGUAGAACAGGUGGCGACUUCACAGACCACACCACAUAUGAACUCAUCGCUAAGAGUAACCACACAAAGAAGUUCUUCAAGCUCGUUCAGGAGCACGAAAGCUUUGGAAAGCUUCUGAAUAGCACUGAUAAGAACUAUACUCUCUUCGUACCCACCGAUGAGGCCUUUGAGCAUAUCCCUGAUGACCACAAGCACAAGCCUAGCGAUGAGUUUGUCGAGGAUGUUCUCAACUACCAUCUCGGCAUUGGCGAGUAUCCCGCGUCAAGAAUCCUCUUCACCCACACUGUUCCCACCACUCUCAAGGAGAAGCUUCUAGGCGACCAGCCUCAGCGACUUCGAACUAGUGUUGGACUUUCUGGUGUGCGUGUCAACCUUUACAGCAAGGUCAUUGCCGUUAACUUUAAAACCAAGAACGGCAUCAUCCACGCUGUCAACAGAAUUCUCGUCCCUCCUCCCUACAUCGGCAAAGAAAUCAGCCUUUUCCCCGCCCAAUUCUCAACACUCCUCCUUGCCUACGACAAGACCGACUUUGUCAAGUACAUUCACGAUGUCCCCAUGAUUGGCAGCACCGUCUUCGCCCCAUCAAACGAAGCCUGGGCACGUCUCGGCCCACGCGCCAACGCUUUCCUGUUCAACACCGAGACAGGCAAGAAGUAUCUUCGUGCGCUUCUCAAGUACCAGAUCGUGCCCAACAUCACACUCUACAGCGAUGAGAUCUACUACGGUGAUGAGAAGCAGACCCUCAAGAAGACGGAUCUCGGUCACGGAGGUGACUUCCACAUUGAGCUGCCUACGCUACUUGAGAGGGGCGUUGGUGUUGAUGUGCACACUUUCAAGAGUUGGACUACCAUUGUGCUGAACGGACACGUCGUUGUUGGUUUCAACGACGCUGUUGGUAAGAAUGGUGUUAUCCACGUUCCCAGGACCAUUCCUAUCCCUCCUCACAGAAGGGACGAGCAUCCUUCUGAGAUCGACGGUGAGAUCAGUGUCGAGGAGCUCAAGGAGAGACUGCAGGAUUAUGUGGAGGGCGAUGAUACUGAGUCUGACUGGCAGGGUGGUGAGCUGUGA
Messenger RNA from Fusarium venenatum, 1341 nucleotides. Its product is annotated as FAS1 domain-containing protein. Gene Ontology annotation, biological process: macroautophagy. The record is from RefSeq and is a predicted model, not a curated record. Gene Ontology annotation, cellular component: fungal-type vacuole membrane. NCBI's taxonomy places the organism in Eukaryota, Fungi, Ascomycota, Sordariomycetes, Hypocreales, Nectriaceae.